Molecule: messenger RNA, 856 nt
Organism: Triticum urartu
Lineage: Eukaryota; Viridiplantae; Streptophyta; Magnoliopsida; Poales; Poaceae
Product: norbelladine synthase-like
Biological process (GO): abscisic acid-activated signaling pathway; defense response
Cellular component (GO): nucleus; cytoplasm
Molecular function (GO): abscisic acid binding; signaling receptor activity; protein phosphatase inhibitor activity
Source: RefSeq, a predicted model, not a curated record
ACCGGUCACUGCCGGAUGGAUGCAAUCCGUACAUGUGGUCUACAGAACACCAUUCUUGGACUCCAGCAGCGCGAGAGAGCCAUGGAAGGGGGGAGCCUCUGGCACGAGUUCGAGACGGACCUCCCGGCCGCCGACGUGUGGGAGGUCUAUGGCGGCCUCGCUCUCGGGCAACUAGUCCCCCAGUUGCUCCCACAGGUCCUCUCAAAGGUCGAGCUUGUAGAGGGAGACGGCGGCGCCGGAACAGUCCUGCUCGUCACUUUCCCUCCUGCAGGAGCUUCCGAACCAAGAAGCUACAAGGAGAAGUUCAACGUAGUCGACGAUGAGAAGUACAUCAAGGAGGCAGAAACGGUGGAGGGAGGCUUUCUGGAUCUCGGCUUCCGGAAAUAUGUGGUGCGAUUCGAGGUCGUUGGGAAGGAAGAUGGCACGUCGGUUAUAAGAUCGACCGUCGAGUAUGAGGUUGAUAUCGAGCAUGCCAAGAAUGCCUCCCUUGUCAGCACAGAAGCAGUGGCCUCUAUUGCUGAGGCCAUCACCAAGCACAUCAAGGAGCAGAAGAAGAGCCCCGAGCAAACCCCCGAGUAAAAUUCAGAAGAACUUGCAUGUGCCUGGAUAAGAGUCGGGAAGACGAAGCGUCCAACUGAAGUGACUGUGGCAGCCAAGUUGGAGCAAAUUCCCCUGUACCAUUUUGUUCUAUAUACGCAGUGCCCAUGCCUUUGGAAUUAACGUUUGUAUGUUUUAGACUAUACUAGUUUCUACCUGUCAACAUGUACAAUAUCUGUACGAAUAUUGUAGUUUAACACAUGUGCAGACGCAAGACAUUGGCCAUGAAUGUUAGAAGGCUAAAAAAAAAUCCCUCUAA